GGAAAUAUUGUAAGCAAAGAUUAGCUGGUCCUUUUUCACCUAACGUUGACCCAGCCUUAUUUUUUUUUUUUUAACCAAAGCUAUACUUUUAUUAAAAUUAAGCAAUUUUUCAAAGGGAUGGUUCGACAAUGAUUUAUACUUAUGAGACGCUUUCAGUAUUAAUAACAACAUUUUUAAUAAAACUCCUUUUAUAUCGUCAUCAGUCUUUGUUAUUGACGUCACAUGUGUAACUCGGUCGUAAACAAUUACAAACUUGUGCAGAAUGACGUCAUUAAGGAUUAACAUUUUGAUUGUCAUGUCAUGUUUCUCUGGUAUACUCGCUUUAGGUAAGUUCACUUAUUAGUUAGUUUAAAUAGUUAAACUGCAUAAAUAUGUAAGAAAAGAUCUAAUUACAAAUGUGAACUCUGACCAUUUUUUUUGGCUGGCUAACUUAUUUUUUUAUUCACUAACAUCCUCUUCGUCUCCGCGUUAUACAGUACUUUUUAUUUUUUUAAAUUAUUUAAUUUUCAUUCAUUCUGAGAGGUUCGCCCAUUUACAUGCUAUAUAAUCUGUAGCGUUAAAAAAAAAUUUUAUUUAAGUUUUUAUUUUCUACCCAUUCGAAAACUAGUUGUAAUUGUUUAUCAUCAGUAUCUACAUAUCCGCCGAAUUCAGUAGAUGCAAUGUCAUCCUGCAAAUUUAGGUACACUAGGAAGCAGUCAAUACUUAGCGCGACUUAACAUGGUUUGCUAAGGGCUCAGUCAAAGUCGAUUGGACUUUCAAUACUUACUUUGAUUUCUUUGCUAAGACCAACCACUGGGGCCUGAAUUUACUUGAUAAAGAGAUUGUGAGAAUUAUCUUGUUCUGCAGUAAAGAUUAUACACAGUUUUUUUGUGUGUGAUGUGAUCGAUAAUAAAUUCAAAUUAGUGCACACAAUCUCACAUGGCAAUACGAAUAGCAAACAUCUAAGGAGUUUAUGAUGAAAAACGAAAUUACCCACUUGACUUAUUGAGCCUUAAUGAAAAUAAUCAGUCAGAUAAUUUUUUUUCUAUGACUCUUAAUCAUCCAGGAUUUUAUUGAUUGAGAUUGAUAUAAUCAUUUAUUAAUUUUAUUAUUCUAUGACAGCGUGUGAUCCAGGGAUUUAUGGAUCACGAUGUCAAUUCAAGUGCCACUGUAACAACUCCCUGUGCACAGCAAAUGGCGAAUGUCAAUCUAGAGUUGGGUGUGAGAAAGGAUGGAUGGGACCAAUGUGUCAAUAUCGUAAGUUGGAUGUAAGAAAACUGUGGAUGCCACCAUAGCUUCAAUAUAGAAAGUUUGAAGGGAAAUUAACAAAAUAAUCUUAGAAGUUACAACCAUUAAAGACAUGCGGAAAUGUAAUGCAACAGAGACGUCAAAUAUUUGGAGGUUUUACCAGAGCUAAUUUGUAGGAUCGUUCCUUUAAGGUAUUAAUUGUAUAUGUUUUGAUCUGUUUCAGAGGACUUGGGUUUGUUUGGGGUCAGAAGUGUUACAACAGUCCCGGCACACAACGGGUCUCUUCUGGUGGAUGGAGAUCAAGACACGUGUGUUAAGAACAUCAAUGAAGUUACGGUGGAAUUCUGGUUCAGAAGUCGCCUGACGUGGCUGCAACUCAUUGGAGAAAAUUUAAGUAAGUAACGAACAAAAUUAUGGAGAAACAACAAUUUCUUUAUCUCUUACACAAUUGACUUAGUUCUAAAACAAUUUAAUUAGUCCUAAAACAAGUUACUUGGUUCUAAAACAAUUUACUUUGUUCUAAAACAAUAUACUUGGUUCUAAAACAAUUUACUUUGUUCUAAAACAAUUUACUUGGUUCUAAAACAGUUUACUUUGUUCUAAAACAGUUUACUUAGUUCUAAAACAAUUUACUUGGUUCUAAAAUAAUUUAAUUAGUUCUAAAACAAUUUAAUUAUUUCUAAAACGAUUUACUUUGUUCUAAAACAAUCUACUUUGUUCUAAAACAAUUUACUUGGUUCCAAAACAAUUUACUUAGUUCUAAAACAAUGUACUUAGUUCUUAAACAGUUUUGUAUGGGGAGCAUUAAUAAAUGAAAUUAAAAAAAUACAAUAUAUAAAUUAAACAUAAAUGAAACUCAGUUAUGUAAUUUAUAUAUUUUACAAAACUGUAACUAAAUACACGUUCUUAAAGUUACUGCAGUAGACAGCUUUUAUUUAUAAUUAUUAUAUUUUUUCGUAUAGUUUGUGAUGAAAGAUGUUGGGCAACAUCAUCAUGCAUAUAACAAAUCACUUCCUUUCACGUCAUGUAUAUUAUAUUAAAAACGUUAAAGAAGUUCCCUCAUAUAUUUUAUAGCUCCUGUGAUUUACCCAAACUAAUUCAAAAAAAAAAAAAAAAAAAAAAAAAUUGAAAAAAUAAACAUAAACUCAUUCUAAUUAAAGCCUUUAACAUAUUUAAUUUCAUAACUUUGCUUAACAUGAGUUGAAAAGACAAUGGGGACUUUCGGUAUUGAGAUUUAUGAAUUACAGAUGGCGUCAAGGUGACGUUCAAGGAAUACAAGAACGGCGCAGUAUUUCUAGGGACGUGUAAAGAUGGCCACAGCGUCCUCGGAACCAGCCAACUCUCAAACGUCAUUUGUUACAGCAAUACCAAUGUGGAGGUGAUGAGACUUGAAAUGGAUUCACCAAUAAAACUCUGUUCUCUGUUAAUCAAUGGAGGUAAGCUAAUAUUUAAUUAUUUAUAUUGAACCAUUAAUUUUCGACGCCUAAGAUUUAAUGUUUGAACUAUGCUUUAUGAUAUUAUAAUGGGGAAGUUUAUAGUUCAAUUUAUUUUAAUUUCAGUUUUUCCUUUUUUUUCUUUUUGGCCACACUACCUACCCGAGCCUCUAGAAUGGUUUAAUGUUGUCCAUUUUAUACUGAAGUUUUGAAAUAUGUUAGUUGCCAAUAAUUGUAUCUCUGACAAAAUCGUACACAAAGUUUACGUCAUGAGCAGAAUUGUUUCAAAUUACACUCUCUCGUUUUUUAUUACCUUUAUAGAAAUGAAGCUGUAUUACUUCCAUGAAAUCGUAACUGAUGCAGUCUGUUUGUCUGUAUGAUUGCCUGUCUGCUGGUCUCUCAGUCUAUCUGUACACUUGAUGUCUAUAUAAUAUAUUGGUAUGUUAGUACUCCCUUUCACUUUCCACUAUAAACUAUCUGUCCAUACGUGAUUGCUUUCAAUUGUUUAAUUUUUUUUUUAUCCAGGACGUAAUUUAGCGAUGUCUGGACUUGCGACUCAAUCUAGCACUUUGCCGGCCAAUCAAGAUGGUGGACCAGCUGAGGCGAGCAGAGCAGUGGACGGCAACACCAACACUAACUUCCACUCUAAGAGUUGCACGCACACCAACGAAUUAGAUCACGCCACUCCGUGGUGGAAUCUACGAUUGCCUAAUGUGAAACAAAAUGUAAACAGAGUCGUCAUCUACAACAGAUUGGAUGUCGGAGCGGCUCAGGGUAUGUCGGAAUUGAGCCAAGAACCCAUUCGUUGUGUCCUGCCUAAUCUUAACAAUCUUUCUUUCCACGCUUCUAAGAGUUACGAAAUAAGUUCUAAAGCAAAUAAAGUUAAUACAUUUUUCCAGACACUCAUAAUGCACUCUGCUAACCAUAAAUAUCAAUACACGUACUAUGCUAAAACGCCUUUAUGCUAUCACAGACACAGACAUGAGACAAACAAAUUACUUAUUAAAGGAGCCAACUCUUGCACAGAGCGUCUGUGCAUACACCAUUACUUAUGUUAGGAGCUAUCUUUACCACAGGGCAUCCCCAAUAUAUACAUGAUUCUGAUUUCAGGAGCCAAAUGCUGCCCGGAGCGACUCAAUGGUUUCACUAUGGACGUGUACAACAACUCAGGGGCCAGAGUGUUCAAUUACAUUGACCAACCACCUAGCAUCACAUUUAAAGGGGAAGUUAUAUACAAUCUGACCACACCAGAUUUUGUGGAGGCGUAUCUUGUGAACAUAUCAGCACAUAACAGGGAAUCAGUGCUAACGUUGUGCGAAGUUGAAUUGUACGGAUGUAAGUGGGUUAGAACAUCUUAAAAUAGCUUGCUGUGCGUUAGUUUUAGAAUGUAGCACACAUUCCCGACAAGUGAAUUCAUAUUGAUACUGCUGGAUUAGUAAUGUCUGCCUGGGAUUUCAUUCAUUUCUAAAACGAUAGUCACACCAAAAAGCUAAUAAUGAUAUUUGCCAUCAUCAUCACGAAUAGCGCUACAGCAGAGCAUUCUGGCCUGCCCCACAAAAUCUUUGCAUGGAGACCGGAAGUUUGCUUUUUGUCUCCAAGGAAGGAAUUCAAGCUCUCUUAGACAUCAGUCCUUAUCGUCAUGGGGGAUUGGCGGGGGGGGGGGGUUGUACUCUUUUAUGAUGAUGGAACUGGUCGAAAAGUAGCGCCCAAUACAAUAAGCAUUUAAAAAUAAUGUAAUCUAAUUGAAUUGGAAUCAAAUCCAUGAUAAGAGAUAUGGAGGUAAAGAGAGACAUUCAAGUAGUAAGAGACAUUCAGUUUAUAAGAGACUUCUAGCAAUGAGAGACAUUCAGGUCAUAAUAGUCAUUCAGGUAAUGAGUAACAGUUAAUUAAUGAGAGACAUUCAGGAAAUAAGAGAUUUUAAUUUAAAAAAGAGACUUUCAGGUGAUCAUUGCACGUUAGUGUGUCUGGAGAUUUGCCACACCCCCACCCCCUUUUUUUAAGGCCCCAUACUAUUCUUUUUCUAUCUUUUGAACACAGAUGACCAGUGUCCUAGAGGGCAAUAUGGCCCCGAAUGCAGUCAAACUUGCCAUUGUAAAUACGAAAAUGAUACGUGUAAUGAAAUAAAUGGAUUGUGCAGGCUCGGCUGCGGUGGCGGUUUCAGUGGCUUGGACUGUGACAUAGGUAAAUACGUUGUGAUCAAAUAGUAAUAGAUUUUUUUAUGUUUGAACUUGUUAGAUGAAAAUUACAAUCUAUAACAUAGUCAAUGGUUACGUGGUAAAUUAUAAACAAUCUGUUAUUUGAAUUAUAUUUUACAUACGGCAACAACUUUUAAAGUAGUGAAAUAUUUGUUUUACACCCUUUUGUUUUAACACUAAGACUUGCAAUGUAAUAUGGAUUCCUAUUAUGUGCACUCACUUUUCUUUGCAAGUAAAGAUGAUUCCUGGCUUAUAACCUUUAUCUCAGUGGUUCUCAACCUUCCUAAAGCCACGACUCUUUAGUACAAUGCCGCAUGUUGUGGUGACCCCAAACCAUAAAACUAUUUUCAUUACCAUUUUAUGAAUGUGUUUCCGAUGGUUUUAGCCAACCCUAGUGUAAGGGUCUUUCGACCACCAAAGGGGUCUCGCUCCACAGUUUGAGAACCGCUGCUUUAAGUCCUUGUUUACUAACUACUGAAUAUAUUCAUAUUUCAGCUCUGACAUUCUCAUUUUCAUUGCCAUCAAUUUUAACAUUGUUUGUUUUAAAUUGCUGUUGAUAACGUCAAUGAAUGCUCGUAAUAAACCCCGCAAUUUGCGCUUGUCAUUGUCAUGUAUCUUGCAUUAUUCGUAUUGACAUUUUAAUUUAUGUUAUUGUCUUGUGUUCAGUAGAUAACAUUUUAACUGAUAAAUGCUCGUUUUUUUAAUUAUGUUAGAACGAUUGUUAAGAGUAAAGUGAGGUUUUUUUUUUUUUUUAACACAUGCAUAAUUUGAUGUUUUCCUAAUGACUUUGUUUACCUUAAAAAUAACUUUUAAUUUUUUAAUGUCUACCAAUUAUGUUACUAUAGAUUAUGUUCAUAUAUUAUGUUACCACAUAAGAUUGUCGUCCCGGGAGACCUCUCCAAGAGAGCUGCUUCCCCCCGUGCAGUGGAAACUGUAUUAAUGCUGCAUGCAACAGACUCACGGGGAAAUGUCUGGAAGGCUGCCUUGACAGCAGCAGUUUAGCUCCAGAGUGUAUCCCAGGUGGGUCAACAUGUUAUGUCCAACUGUAUUCACAUCUGGUCUCUGUAUUCACAUCUGGUCUCUGUAUUCACAUCUGGUCUCUGUAUUCACAUCUGGUCUCUGUAUUCACAUCUGGUCUCUGUAUUCACAUCUGGUCUCUGUAUUCACAUCUGGUCUCUGAAUUCAGAUCUGGUCUCUGUAUUCACAUCUGGUCUCUGCAUUCACAUCUGGUCUCUGUAUUCACAUCUGGUCUCUGCAUUCACAUCUGGUCUCUGUAUUCACAUCUGUUCUCUGCAUUCACAUCUGGUCUCUGUAUUCACAUCUGGUCUCUGCAUUCACAUCUGGUCUCUGCAUUCACAUCUGGUCUCUGUAUUCACAUCUGGUCUCUGCAUUCACAUCUGGUCUCUGCAUUCACAUCUGGUCUCUGUAUUCACAUCCGUUUCUGCAUUUACAUCCAGUAUCUGUAUUCAUAUCUGCUCUGUGUAAUCACUUAUAAUUUUUGAACAUCAUUAUUCAUAAAAGUUAACUAUUCGAAAAAUACUAAUGCAAUUUUAUAAAUUAUUAAAACAUAAGAAAGUUAGAUCGGAAAAAAAUCAGUGGAUUAGAAACGAAUCAAAACUUUUUUAUUUAAGGUUGUGGUGAAAAUAUGUUCGGUGAAAACUGCAACCUGCCAUGUCACUGCAAGGACAAGAAAUGUGAUGAGAAUGGUCAGUGCAAAGAGCAUUCAAGCUGUGAAGAGGGUUGGUUCGGUGCAAGAUGCCAAUACCGUAAGAAUGCAUAUUAUUUUUUAAAUAUUAAGAAUCUUUUAAUGUGAUGAUUAACCUACUGCAUGUUCAGUGGCUUUGAAAAUAAAAAAGAAAUACAUUGCUAUAAAAAUUGAUCCACAAUGGGAUCCUAAGAUCUUUCAUUUUGAUGGUCAAACAGAGGACUUGGCUGUGAAAGGUCAACUGACAACAGUUCCCAAACAUAACCCAGAACUCAUCACCGACGCAGACGAUGCCACGUGUCUACUAGAAUUAAAAAAUCUGCACUUCAACUUCACAGAACCGUUGACCUUCACCUGGAUGAGGCUGUCAGUUCUUGAGCCUGGUAUGCCUCCCCCCACAUUAGCUGUCAGUUCUUGAGCCUGGUAUGCCUCCCCCACAUUAGCUGUCAGUUCUUGAGCCUGGUAUGCCUCCCCCACAUUAGCUGUCAGUUCUUGAGCCUGGUAUGCCUCCCCCCACAUUAGCUGUCAGUUCUUGAGCCUGGUAUGCCUCCCCCCCCACUAGCUGUCAGUUCUUGAGCCUGGUAUGCCUCCCCCCACAUUAGCUGUCAGUUCUUGAGCCUGGUAUGCCUCCCCCCCCACUAGCUGUCAGUUCUUGAGCCUGGUAUGCCUCCCCCCACAUUAGCUGUCAGUUCUUGAGCCUGGUAUGCCUCCCCCCACAUUAGCUGUCAGUUCUUGAGCCUGGUAUGCCUCCCCCCCCACUAGUUGACCUUUACUUGGAUGAGGCUGUCAGUUCUUGAGCCUGGUAUGCCUCCCCCCCCCACAUGUUGACCUUUACUUGGAUGAGGCUGUCAGUUCUUGAGCCUGGUAUGCCUCCCCCCACAUUAGCUCCCAGCCAGUUGCUCUAUUGCAAAGUACAUUCAUUUUAUUUUAUUAUUUUUUUAAAUUGACAUGUUUUUAAUAAUAAAACAGGUGUGAAGUUGUUUUUGAAAAUACCCUAAAACCGAUUUUAUAUUUUUAAAAUUUACAAAGGUAUAAAAUGUGGGUUUUUUACUUUAAAAAAAAAAUAUUUUCAUUUCUUAGAUUACCACAUAACAGCAUCCCUAAUGUUCUUAGACGAGGGUGGUCAUGAAGUCAGCUGCACAGAUAUGGUGGAAGACAUCAUUGACAAAAGGACCACUGAUAUCUACUGUCAGUUAAACACGACUGUGACAUACGUGAACAUAACACUGAAAGAACCAAGAUCCGUUUGUUCUGUCUCCAUCAGUGGUGGUAAGUGCGUGUUGCUAAUGAUAGUGAUAAGUAGAGGUUUUAAAUAAUCGUUGCAAGUGGAUGUUUAGAAUAAUGGAGGUGAGUAGAAUUUUCCAAUAAUUGUUGUAAUCAUAUGUUAGCAUUAAGUAGAUUUAUAAAAGAGUGGAUUCCAGUAGACGUUUCCGUUGGCAUUUGUAGGUAGAAAAAAAAUAACAUUCCUAUUGAUGAUUAUGAUUCGAAAACAAUUAUGAUUAAUGAUACCAUACAUUUUAAAGUCUUAAUCUUUUAAGAAUUUCUCAAAUCCCCCCCUAAGCGGUAUAAUUUUUAAAUAUGAUCAAAUCUUACUGUCUUUUUAUAUUAACAUUAGUUAACUAUUUUUUUUCCUCUUAAGUUUAAUUAAAAAUACGUUAAAAAGACACACUUUUACAAAGGACUGAUAUUGUUUUUACAUCCUUUGUCUGUUUUUAUAUGUAUCCAUAUUACACAUUGGCUGUACAAUUGACGUAAAUGUUCACUUUAAAUUAAAGGACGAAAUACUGCAUUGAACCAAUGGACGUACCAAACACCAGAUUACAACGGCCUGCCUUUGAGUGACGUAAAGAGCAGUAACGCGGUCGACGGUUUAUUGGGUGAUGCCAAAUGUGCCCGGGCUGGUGGCGGUGGCGUCGUCAGCCCAUUCUGGACAGUUCAAUUCCAGAAACCCCAGCACGUGUACAAGUUCGUUGUGCAUAAUGGAAUUUUCGGUAAAAAACGAAACCAUAUAGAGUCACAAACUAGGAUUAUACAGAGUGAACCCGGUUAAAUCAUUUAUAUUAACUUCGUCUUUGUUCGAGUGUUUCUGUUUUUUAAGGCAAAAUCUUCGGACGGCUAACUGACUCGCUUCCUGCCAUUUUGUAGAACUGUAAAUUAACAUAUUGAAUGUUGCCAAUAAUAACAAAUUCUUUCAAAAUUCUUAUCGCAGUCCCCACCCCCUUUACCCCCAAUAAUCAGGGUUUUUUUUUCAAAGGGAAAAUGAAAGAAAUAUAAUUUGUUCAAUGGUUGCAUAUUUGUUUUGGAUAUUGUGUAGCUCUGUUGCUAUGUGAUUUAUAUUUGUGACGCAUUUCGGCAUGCACUAAAAUAAAAAUGUUUUUAUAAGGGGAAAAUGAAGUAAUUUUCGCCCAGAAGUUCGCGCAUUUCCAUAAUCAUCUCCAGUUACAAAAAUGUAAACAAAAUGCGUGUAAAGGACUUAUAAGUAAAACUUUGUUUUUAUGGAUUUCUUUAAUUUUAAAUCCUAAUAGUUCUUUUGCACAAAAUAUGGCCAUAAGUAUUAAGUCUACGCUAUCAAGGGGGGAGGGGGAUUGUAUUUGGUUUUUAAAAAAAAAGGCUUUCUAAAUAUUUUGUCAAAUUAUCAAAUAUAUUUUAUUGCUUUUGCUCACGUUUUUUAAGUAAAUGCAGUACUAAAGCCUGUCUCAGUGCCGGUCAAACGUAACUUACCUGUGUUAUGUUUUGUUCAUGCUCAAGGUGAACGUCAAGGCUUUACGUUGACCAGCUUUGACACAACGUACACACCCGUGUUCAACUACAGCGUGCGCUCAGUCAAUGAUACGGACGGUGUUACAGUCAUACAAGCAGCAGAAAUUACGCCACUUAUUACCUAUGUCCAAAUUGUACCGUCCGGCGAUGCCGCUCUCCCAAUGUUAACCUUAUGCGAGGUAGAGAUUUAUGGAGGUUCGUUUUUUAAACAUAUUUUCGCUGUCAAUAUUUCUAUAAAUAUUCAAUAAAUUGAACUACGUCCAGAUAUUUUUUUUAUUUUUUUUAGUUGUAACUUUUGUAACUUGAAAUUAUUUAUUUUACUUACUAAGCUAUGUAAGAAAUUAUAAACUUAAGACAUAGUCAGAAAUACAUCUUAAUUUUUAUCUCCUGAAAUUAUAUCCAGUGGCGUAGGGAGGCUAAGGGUGCGGUGUUGCAUUUUCCAUAUAUAAGGAGAGGGGGCGCUUUCUGUCAUAAGCAGUUUAUUUCGUGGAUGGGGGCGGCAAAAAUCAUUGUACGACCAGGGAGGUACUAAACCUCAUUUACGCCACUGCUUGUUUCUUUUAAAUAAUAAAGUAAAUAUGUAAAAAUGAUAGCAUAUUUUUCACGUACAUUCAUCUGGCCUGAGAGGAAAACAUGAACAAAAAUACAAUUAACUGAAGCCAAACCGUUUUGUACUUAACAUUUGCUGGAAAAAAAUUGUAGAUGCGUGAAAUAUAAUUAUAACAUUGAAUUGCUGUAUAUAUGUCUAUGAAAUUUUGAAGAAUCAUGUAAAUGUUCGCAGAUAACACAUGCCCUGAUGGAAGUUUCGGUCCAGAGUGCUUAGGGAACUGUACUUGCGCAGAUCCUAGUGAGGUGUGUCUGGUAAAUAGUGGCGGUUGUAUAUCCGGCUGUGCUGCAGGAUUCUACGGAGAGGGAUGUCAGACGCGUAGGUCUAUUACUUGUUUAUCUUAUGGCACAGACUAAUGAUGUUUAUACAUCUGCUAAGCCUUCUUUUAACUACCCUUCUUUAAUUCGUUUUUAAUUAUGUAUACAUUCUAGAGACUAGUCUUACUUUGUUUAAAGUCAGUAUUCUGCACUUUGUAAUUGCAGGCUGCACACAAGGGUUGUGGGGGAUCGACUGCAGGUAUGUGUGUAGUGAAGCCUGCCCCGGUCGACUUUGCAACAGAGUAAACGGUGCAUGUUUAUAUGAACGCCAACAUCAAAUGCACCAAUCUCUGAAAUGGCAAGUAGUUCUUGAGAGAAUACUUUAAAAAAAACAUAUAUUAUUUUAAACUAAUUUAAAAUCAUGUCAGAAAUUUGAAUUUUUUGUGAAAUACUUUCAUUUUUUUUUUAAAAAGUAAUUUUUUAACAGACGUUGUUGAUAUUGUUUAUUUAUUUUACGAUAUUAAGACCCACUCAUCAUCGAUUUAAAAAAAAUAAGUCAAAUUGUCUAAAAAAUAAAUAAUUUCAAAACCGCAACCAAGAAGGUCUUUAAAAUGAAAUAGGCUCACAUAAUUAUGAAAGUUGGUUAAAGCGAUUUCUUGAUAGUGAAAAGUCAUAAAUAAAAUAGCAAUGUAAAGAAUAUUUUAAAUUUAAAAUUGUAUUUUAUGAGUCAGAAAAACUGUUCUUCAGUGAUUAUUUUUUUUUUAUUUCAGAUGAAGAGCGGACAGGUCAAGAAAAUUGUGUACAUUAAAUUGUGUAUGUUUCUUUUUUACUUUUAUAAUUUCGAGUUAAGCAAUUGUUUGUAUAGAGCAGAUGGAGCAGGUAAUCAAAGUACUGGCCGGGGCUAUUAGGGCGUAGGCUUAGGCAUGGGCGCCCGCAGAAACUUUCUAGGGAGGGGGCAAAAAAAUAGAUUAACUUUCCAGGGGGGGGGGCAAAAAAUUUUUAGCAAUGUUUUAAUAUAGUUUUAAUUUGCUGUAGCGUAUUUGUAUGGUGAACGAGCGUAUUUGUAUGGUGAACGAACGGACAGGACAUCAGCUUAGUUACUUUUUCUUUAUUUUCUCUUUACUUUAAUAAUUUUUUUUUCUAUUUGCGUCUAAAUUUUUUUUUAUCCAAUCAAUCCAGGGGGGGGGGGGCAAGUGCCCCCAUUGCCCCUACCUGCGGGCGCCCAUGGGCUUAGGCCCCACCCAGAAUAUGUAUAUUAGCUAGCAAUGCUAGUUUAAACUGCAUUAUACUGUCAUCUACAUAUUUUCUUUUAAAAUAAUUCCCAAUCAUUUUGUAUAUUUCCAUUUUAUUGCUCAACGUCCAAAUCUCAAUAUAUUUGUUGUGAUGUUUUAACACUUAUUUCCUUUCUUUAAAUAUACCUUGAUGUAAUUAAAUAUACUCUCAAAUUGU
Messenger RNA from Lymnaea stagnalis (great pond snail), 11633 nucleotides. The record is from the annotation of a GenBank genome assembly. Lineage: Eukaryota; Metazoa; Mollusca; Gastropoda; Lymnaeidae.